CGGCCGGGGGAAACGCUGAGAGAGACUGCUGGGCGCUGUCGGGGCUCUGCCGUGCCCAAGGCGGGUGCACCGGUCUAAGCCGCGGCCGGGCUUUUUUCUCUGAUCGGGACCACCCGGAUGGUGCUCUCCGGGCUCCGCCCCGUCUGGCCUAACCCGGUCUGCCCGAGUUCCACAAGCUCUGCGGGCAGACUAGCGAGCCCACCCCAGCUUACGUUCGUUCUGCCGCCCGCCUGCGAAGGAUCCGGGGAUGGGCAAGCGCCACCCGGACCUCUCCGGAGUCUGCAUUGGGUCUCAACGAGGCCGAGUGACUCUCCAGAAUGGGAGACAAGCCAAUUUGGGAACAGAUUGGAUCCAGCUUCAUUCAGCAUUACUACCAGUUAUUCGAUAAUGACAGAACUCAGCUAGGCGCAAUUUACAUUGACGCAUCAUGCCUUACGUGGGAAGGACAGCAAUUCCAGGGGAAAGCUGCCAUUGUGGAGAAGUUAUCUAGCCUUCCGUUCCAGAAAAUCCAGCACAGCAUCACGGCACAGGACCAUCAACCCACGCCAGAUAGUUGCAUCAUCAGCAUGGUUGUGGGCCAGCUCAAGGCGGAUGAAGACCCCAUCAUGGGGUUCCACCAGAUGUUCCUAUUAAAGAACAUCAACGAUGCCUGGGUUUGCACCAAUGACAUGUUCAGGCUUGCCCUGCACAACUUCGGCUGACCUCCUCCCUGCCAGGCACUCACGCUGUUUCCUCCUCCCUCCAAUUCCUGAUACUAUUCACACUCCUCCAGAUGCUCCAAAUAUCAUACACAAAUGAGCAAGCCGUGGUGGGAUUGGGCGCAUGUGCUGCUGCCCCCAAGGUGUUGUGCAUGAUGUUUGGACGCUAGACUAGUUGCAUCUGACAGGAGUAGUUUGUGUUGUACCAGCGCAUGCCUUGGAAAGACUUAAGUAAUGCAAAAGGUUGUCUCUCUCUUUUUUUUUAAUCUACUGACAAGUUGCUCUAGUAACCCAAAGAAGUGAAGGAGAAAGCAGCUGCCUCAACGCCCAGAUAUUGAUUUGUUCAGAUGUUUCAAUGCCUCAUGAUACAAUAAAACCACAAAAAUUUUCUUAACAGUUUAAAUUGUUUUAAUUAGUUUAAUAGUUGGCUGGGCAUCAAUAACUACCCUGCCCCAUUGGCUCUCUCAUGCCUCACCCUUCCCACCUCAGCAAUACCUGUUGUAGGGAGAAAACUACUGAAGCAGCACUUCCAGGUAGCUUCUCUCCUGAAGCCCUGUAGGGCAUAAUGUCCUCUUUCCAGCCCACCUGCUCUUGGGAAAUUAAGCUGCAGAGAGGGAGAGCUCAGGUCUGGCCUGAAGCUUCCCUUGCACUGAAGCUUCUGCAGUCAGUUCUGAGACUCCUGUGCCUUCUGCACUUGGUAGGAUCAGAGCUCUAGAAGCAGGAGCAGUGACUGAAUCCCACUGAAGAUGAUGAGUCCUUGGCAAAAAUGGUCCAUCAAGUUAGCCCCUCUGGACUGAGGACUCAGUAAAAGGAAGGAUAAGCAGAGGUUUGAGGGAGAGGGACCUACUAUCCCCAGAAGGGUCAAGGUCAUUCAGGGUGUCCUACAGACGACCCCAAGCCAAGCAGUGGGUAGUUCAGAUCUUGUGCUACCUGCUUUGGAUUAUCCAAGCAUUGCCUGAAGGCAAAUGCCCAAAACCGCCUCAGUGCCCACAACCAGGCUAUACUACUGGGUUGGAGUCUAUAUAGAUUCAGAAUUACAAAAGAAGAUAGUCUGAAUCUGAAGUGUUUGUGUUUGAGUUCUCACCUCUCAGAUCUUUGCAGGGUAUAUCUAGGUCUCUUCCUUGUUUCUUGCCUCACCACACACAUACUUUGACACUGUCGCCAAACCCAGGAAGUCUUAACUGUUGGGGUAGAUUCUGUUCCUCAGGUUUUUGGGACAGAAGCCUUGCCCAAUGCAAACCUGAUCCUUCAGCCCUGAGACUUGGUGGUAAUAUAGCAACCUAGGGUUCUGCACACUAGAACCCGAAAAUCCAGGACUUGGGCAUCAUGAGAUCCUGUUAAGGGGAUUAAGAUUGAUGAGGACGACACACUAAGCCUGAUCUAUAAGCAGACCACACACACACUCACACACACACACAUCCUCACUACAACUGGAGUCCAAGAACUUCCUCAGACCCCCACAGGUUGCCUGACUACACUGGACACAGGACUGAAUGUGCUGUUUGAGAGAACAGCAUACUCAGGAGAUUUCAGUGGGACUGAUUUCUAGACUGGUGUAUACUUUUGGGGGUGGGGUGGGGGAGAGGUAGGUGCCUGCUGCCUCUUAAACCACCCUGUAUAAAAUCUGCAAUACAGCUUCUUCCAUGUACCUGUGCCUGAAAUGUCUGCAAUAAAGAACUGUUUGUAAA
Condylura cristata (star-nosed mole) is the source of this 2386-nucleotide messenger RNA. RefSeq names its product nuclear transport factor 2 (gene NUTF2). Gene Ontology annotation, cellular component: nuclear pore central transport channel. NCBI's taxonomy places the organism in Eukaryota, Metazoa, Chordata, Mammalia, Eulipotyphla, Talpidae. The coding region runs from base 318 to 701 and encodes 127 amino acids. The transcript is spliced from 5 exons. The record is from RefSeq and is a predicted model, not a curated record. Gene Ontology annotation, biological process: protein import into nucleus.